Molecule: messenger RNA, 946 nt
Organism: Carya illinoinensis
Lineage: Eukaryota; Viridiplantae; Streptophyta; Magnoliopsida; Fagales; Juglandaceae
Product: troponin T, skeletal muscle-like
Exons: 5
Coding region: 57-722 (221 amino acids)
Source: RefSeq, a predicted model, not a curated record
UACUUAAUGAAAAAGACACCUCUGUAGCACAAGUUGUGGCAAGGGCAAGUCCCGAUAUGGUGGACUUAGAGCAACUGGCAGAGUUGGCUAAUCUUUGGUUCGAUCCAGAAUAUAUGUCAAAAUGUAAUAAAAACAAGGAAUGUCGUAAGAAGCAGGUGAUUGUUCACAGUGGAGGAUCGAAAAGUUUAGCAAGAUAUGCCCAUGAUGUGAAAAAAUCAACUGGAGCAUUGCCAAGUCGAGCCCAGUUGUUUGUCAAGACCCAUAAGAAAAAGGAUGGCACACACUACAAUGAUGAAACGAGAAAGAAAGUGGUUGAGAUGGAGGAACUUUUAACACAGGAUGCGAAUCCUAUAGAAAUGGGGUCCGGAGGAACCAUGACUUGGAAAUCAGAUGAUGUUUACUCGAAAGUUAUGGGCCUAGAACGGCCCGGACGUGUGCGCGGUUUGGGGUUUGGGCCAACCCCUACAAAGCAAACUUGUCAACAUUCACUACCAACUUCAAACCAAGAAAAUGGUAUAUCAAAGGAAGAGUUUGAUAAAAUGCGGAACGAAUUAAUUGACUUGCGGAACUUAGUAAACACAUUCGUGCAUGCACAGGCUUCAGGAAAAAAUCAAAAUGAGAAUGAAGAGGAAGAGAAAGAUGAAGAAGAGGAAAAUGCUGAAGAGGAGGAAGAUCAAGAGGAAGAUGAAGAGGCGGAAGAGAAUGAUGAGGACAAUGAUUAAGGGUCAGGAUUACAAGUUAGACUAUAAUUGAGACUAUAUUUAUGGUAUUUCUCAUAUAUCAACGUUUGCUCUGUUUAAUGGUAUUUGCAGCUUUCCUUAGUUAAGACUAAAUUAAUGGUUAUGUCAUAUAUCGACGUUUGCUCUGUUUUGCUAAGUUGGAAUUAGGACGGAUUAUAAAAGGAUAAGUGCUGGAUUAUGCAUAUGUUUUACUACUCUUUUUGGAA